Messenger RNA from Dermacentor silvarum, 1684 nucleotides. RefSeq lists its product as uncharacterized. NCBI's taxonomy places the organism in Eukaryota, Metazoa, Arthropoda, Arachnida, Ixodida, Ixodidae. The coding region runs from base 481 to 1569 and encodes 362 amino acids. The transcript has 2 exons. The record is from RefSeq and is a predicted model, not a curated record.
GGCGGAACCAACAGUGGCAUGUGGCUGACCACGCAUCUGUUUUGCAUUGCACAGGUCGUUUUGCUUGGCAUCUCUGAAUCAACAGACCACGGCGUGCAAGCAUGUGGCCAGCGGCGAUUCGACGUCGAUGGCUUGCAUUUUUCACCGCAGUGGAACACUUAUCAGCCUACUUAUCCUCUGACGACACCGUGCUCAUGGCGCCCCCAACCGGCUACAACGGCAUGACGUCAUCGGCAAGCUGCAAUAUAUACAGGAAGCCGCACAACUUCGUCUUUUGUGGGUACGGCGGAACCAACAGUGGCAUGUGGCUGACCACGCAUCUGUUUUGGCAUUGCACAGGUCGUUUUGCUUGGCAUCUCUGAAUCAACAGACCACGGCGUGCAAGCAUGUGGCCAGCGGCGAUUCGACGUUGAUGGCUUGCAGUUUUUCACCGCAGUGGAACACUUAUCAGCCUACUCAUCCUCUGCCGACACCGUGCUCAUGGCGCCCCCAACCGGCUACAAUGGCAUGACGUCAUCGGCAAGCUGCAAUAUAUACAGGAAGCCGCACAACUUCGUCUUUUGUGGAUACGGCGGAACCAACAGUGGCAUGUGGCUGACCACGCAUCUGUUUUGCAUUGCACAGGUCGUUUUGCUUGGCAUCUCUGAAUCAACAGACCACGGCGUGCAAGCAUGUGGCCAGCGGCGAUUCGACGUCGAUGGCUUGCAGUUUUUCACCGCAGUGGAACACUUAUCAGCCUACUUAUCCUUUGACGACACCGUGCUCAUGGCGCCCCCAACCGGCUACAAUGGCAUGACGUCAUCGGCAAGCUGCAAUAUAUACAGGAAGGCGCACAACUUCGUCUUUUGUGGGUACGGCGGAACCAACAGUGGCAUGUGGCUGACCACGCAUCUGUUUUGCAUUGCACAGGUUGGUGCUUUUACGGUUUCUACCGUUUCAAUCCGUAGUGAUGUUCGUGGUAUUGUGGUUCUGCCGUGCCCCCAACAGUGCCUUGGUAUCAUGUACGACUGUUUUCUUGUCUGUAAGCUGCUAAUUUGUGGUGACGUAGAAGAGAAUCCAGGCCCUACGCAAAAGAUGUUCGAGGAAUUGCUGGAAGGCCAAAGGGCCAUCACUAAAGAAUUAACAGAAAUUAAAGCUUUGGUCACUAACAACGUAAAACUGAUUAAUGACCUUCAGAAUACGAUUGAGAUUAGGAGUACGUUAAUUUCAUCGCCUGCUAGUCAAGAUGAGCAGGUUCAGACCACUCUUAAGACAUUUGAACAUGUUGUAAAGUUUCAAGCAAUGAAACUCACUGACCUAGAAGACAAAAAUAGAAGGUCAAACCUAAUUAUACACGGAUUGCCUGAAAGUCCUGAGGAAACAGAAGCUGAUCUGAAGGAAAAAGUUGUUUCUGGCAUUUUUAAAGAUACACUGAGCGUGAGCUGCGGGUCGAUAGGACGCAUUCAUAGACUCGGUAGGCAGCGCGGUAAACGACCUGUAAUUGUUUAUCUGCAAGAUUUCAAUGAAAAAAAAGGAAAUAUUCAAAAAUGUGAGGAAACUGAAGGGAUCUUCUAUAUUUAUUCAGAAUGAUUAUUCGCAGGCUACGUUAAAAAAAACGAAAGCUACUCUGGGAAAGUGCUAAGGAUGAAAAAGCUCAGGGCAAAAAGGUAACUUUGCUCCAUGAUAGGCUUAAAGUGGAUGGUCA